AUGUGGACAUUUAAACAAGUUGGACAAUCAAAUUCAUUAAUUCAAACACGAAUUCGUGGUGGUGUUACACCUCGACCACGUGAUCGUGGAUGGUAUAUUACAUGUGAUUCAACAUUUAUCUAUUCACAAUGGUCAAUAUGUGGUGAUCAAACAAAAUCAAUGUUUGCUGAUCGUGAAUAUUGUCGACAAGUAGAUCCAUAUGGAACACCCAUUGGUGUUUAUGAACAACCAGAUUAUAUUUAUCAAUGUGCUGGUUAUUGGAGAGAAGAUUCACGUUCAUAUUUAAUAACAUAUGAUCGUGAUGAUCCCUAUAUUAAUUUUAAAUGUUGGGUUUAUGAACGGAUGGAUUUAUUUAAAAUUUAUUUAUCAAGAUCAGCUGGAUCAUUUUGUGGUUUUAAUCAAACAUCGGAAAGUUAUAAAUCACAAGAUGGUGCUGAUCUUAAAAUUGAACUUGAUGAAGCUGAACGUAUUCAUGAUGAUUGUCCAAUACGUUAUGAUGAUGGUCGAAAUCCUUGGCAAGUAGUUGAUGAAUUUAUAUUUUAUUAUGCAACAGGAUCAAUAAUAAUGUUAACUAAAUUUGAAUCGAAAUCAGCACGUGUCAAAGGUUUAACCUUUCACAGUAAACGGCCAUGGAUUUUAACAUCACUUCAUUCUGGUGUAAUUCAAUUAUGGGAUUAUCGUAUGAAAACAUUAAUUGAUAAAUUUGAUGAACAUGACGGUCCUGUACGUGGUAUACAUUUUCAUAGUGCACAACCAUUAUUUGUUAGUGGUGGUGAUGAUUAUAAAAUAAAAGUAUGGAAUUAUAAAUCACGUAAAUGUUUAUUUACAUUAUUGGGUCAUUUGGAUUAUAUUCGUACAACAUUUUUUCAUCAUGAAUAUCCAUGGAUAAUAUCAGCAAGUGAUGAUCAAACAAUUCGUAUAUGGAAUUGGCAAUCAAGACAAUGUGUUUGUGUUAUGACAGGACAUAAUCAUUAUGUUAUGUGUGCACAAUUUCAUCCAACUGAUGAUCUUGUUGUAUCAGCAUCACUUGAUCAAACUGUUCGUGUUUGGGAUAUUUCAGGUUUAAGAAAGAAAAAUGUUUAUUCAUCACCAGAUACACUUCAAUCACAAAUUCAACGUACAACAGGAACUCCUGAUUUAUUUGGACAAGCUGAUGCUAUUGUAAAACAUGUAUUAGAAGGACAUGAUCGUGGUGUUAAUUGGGCAACAUUUCAUCCAACAUUACCAUUAAUUGUAACCGCAGCUGAUGAUCGUGUUGUUAAAUUAUGGCGUAUGAAUGAAAAUAAAGCUUGGGAAGUUGAUACAUGUCGUGGACAUUAUAAUAAUGUAUCAUGUGUUAUUUUUCAUGCAAGACAAGAUUUAAUUUUAUCAAAUGGUGAAGAUAAAUCAAUUCGAGUUUGGGAUAUGACUAAACGAGUAGCAAUUAAUACAUUUCGACGUGAAAAUGAUCGAUUCUGGAUUUUAGCAAUUCAUCCAACAUUAAAUUUAUUUGCUGCUGGUCAUGAUAAUGGUAUGAUUGUCUUUAAAUUAGAACGUGAACGACCAGUUUAUGCUGUUGUUGGAAAUCUUGUUUAUUAUGUUAAAGAAAAAUAUUUACGACGAUUAGAAAUCACAACAUCAAAAGAUGUUCCACUUAUGCAAUUACGAAGGUAA
Molecule: messenger RNA, 1653 nt
Organism: Adineta steineri
Lineage: Eukaryota; Metazoa; Rotifera; Eurotatoria; Adinetida; Adinetidae
Source: the annotation of a GenBank genome assembly